AUAGCGACACGCAUCAACUGCGUCAACUGCAGAGCAGCACAGCAUCAGAGCACGCGACAACACGUCAGCCUCACCUCAGAAGUGGAAAACAUCGCUCUGGAAUAACUAGUCAUGGGAAACGUGCAGCCCACCAUCGUCCCAUACGAGGACUUUGACGUCACAGCUGAUAUCAAGGCUCUCAGAAAAGCCUGCAAAGGUUUAGGCACAGACGAGGAGGCCAUUAUACAAAUUCUGGCUAAUCGCUCUGCAGCUCAGCGCGUGGAGAUCAAACAGGCCUACUUUGAAAAGUAUGACGAUGAGUUGGAGGAGGUGCUGAAGAAGGAGCUGACGGGGAGUUUCGAGAACGCCAUCAUCGCCAUGCUGGACCCUCCUCACAUUUAUUUCGCCAAGGAGCUGAGGAAGGCCAUGAAGGGGGCGGGGACAGAUGAAGCUGUGCUGGUGGAGAUCCUGUGCACAUCCAAUAAUGAGGACAUAAAUUGCUUCAAGGAUUCAUAUGCUCAUGUGCAUGAGCGAGACCUGGAGGCAGACAUUGAGGAUGAUACCAGUGGAGAUGUGAGGAACCUGUUGACCUCACUGCUGCAGGCAAGCAGGGACGACGGUUAUGAGGUGGACGAGGAUUUAGCCGAACAGGAUGCCGCGUCUUUGUUUGAGGCAGGAGAGGGAAGGUUUGGCACGGAUGAGUCCACCUUUACCUACAUCCUGACACACAGGAACUACAUGCAACUUCAGGCCACCUUCAAGGUCUAUGAGUCUCUUUCGGGGACAGACAUUUUGGACACCAUUGAUGCUGAGGCCACGGGAACCCUGAAGGACUGCUACAUUACUCUGGUUAGAUGUGCCAAGAACCCACAGCUGUACUUUGCUCGACGCCUUAACGCUGCCAUGAAGGGACUGGGCACCGACGAGGACACCCUCAUUCGCAUUAUUGUUGGCCGCUCUGAGAUUGACCUGGAGACAGUUAAGGACAUGUACAUGGAGAAGUAUGAUGUCACUCUGAAGGAUGCCCUAGAUUCAGAGUGUGGUGGAGACUUCAAACGCCUCCUCAUGGAGAUCCUGCACUAAACCCUCCUCACUCUUCCUCCUGCUGGCCUUAUUUAACCUUAGUGUCUACUCCUCGUUCCUUCCGUAUUCAUAUUUACUAAACCUCUUCUCCAUCAUCUCCAUUUCGUCUGUCUUUACUCUUAGAGACAGACGUUUGUCUUUGCAGCACGGACCAAAAAAACAACACGUUAUUUAUGGUUUGACACAGUUUAGCCAGGAACAUUACAAUCAUCGUCCACUAAAUAAAAAAGUGCAUUGAAUAUGUCAUAUCUAUGAACUAUACUAUGGCAGCGUUGUGGAACAUGCUGAGCAUCACACAGUUGUAUGUAAUCAAAUAGAGGUCAUUUAUUCUCUGUAUCUCCUCACCAUUUAUUUGAAGCUUAGGCCAAAGCUGUAAACCUUAAGAGACUGAUGCUGCUCACCAUAAAAUCUGCAGUCUCUUACUUUUAUAUUUCUGACUCUUUUUUUUUUCUAUCUCUGUCUUCUAUCAUUUUCACCUCAAAGAUGACCCUCACAAGAUUAUUUUCAUUCUGCUGCAACACUCACCACUUAAGUGCCGAUUGUUAUCACAUUUAAUAUCUGAAAUACACAAGACAAUAACACGUAGUGAUAUUAUUACCAGAGAAUCAAAAGCAUGGAUGCUUUAAGUAUGAGUUUUUGUAGUCACAUCCCCGAUGGCAUUGUGGGGUUUUAACUGUUUGUAAACUUGUUUUUUAAUCACAGCUCACAAAGCUGCCUUAUUAUCACAUUUCUUCACAUUAUUACACAGUUGCCUUUUAACCUGUCAUCUAUCCGUCAUUUAAUCAACUACUCACUCUUGUUAUUCAUCAGUGUAUCGUUAAUCGGUGUAUAUUUGUGAUUGUUGAAUGAAAAUGAUAAUAUUGUAACCCAUUGAGUAUAAUCACUUGGAUUGAUCACACUGUCUAAAUUAUUCAUGUAUGAAACGGUAUAUUAAUUAAUGUUAUUUAAAACUAAGAAUCAUAGUAAUAUACAUAUUUCGAUUGGUGUGUUAUCACAUAACAGAUUAAUUCAUGAACCUAUAUGAAAGACACAUUUGUUAACCCAUGUCGGCAUAAAAUAGUAUUAAUAAAUUGUAGCUUCAUCAAAA
This is a messenger RNA of Solea senegalensis (Senegalese sole), 2149 nucleotides long. RefSeq names its product annexin A13, like (gene anxa13l). The transcript is spliced from 11 exons. Lineage: Eukaryota; Metazoa; Chordata; Actinopteri; Pleuronectiformes; Soleidae. Gene Ontology annotation, molecular function: calcium-dependent phospholipid binding; calcium ion binding. The coding region runs from base 112 to 1062 and encodes 316 amino acids. Gene Ontology annotation, cellular component: cytoplasm. The record is from RefSeq and is a predicted model, not a curated record.